Molecule: messenger RNA, 993 nt
Organism: Rhipicephalus sanguineus (brown dog tick)
Lineage: Eukaryota; Metazoa; Arthropoda; Arachnida; Ixodida; Ixodidae
Product: kin of IRRE-like protein 3
Exons: 5
Coding region: 103-915 (270 amino acids)
Biological process (GO): synapse organization
Cellular component (GO): neuron projection membrane
Source: RefSeq, a predicted model, not a curated record
GAUGGCGGUGGCCGAGGCAGGAACAGCUUGCCCACCGGCCAGCAACCGGUUUCGCACGGCUCUCGGGGUCCCGGUAGGCUCUUGCUCCUUCCAGGAGGUAGCAUGGCCCGUGGCCUGAGCCCUGCCGAGUACGACCAUCUCCUGCGGAGCCCCAACGUACGGAACGUCACUACGCAGCUAGGACAGACCAUGUAUCUGCACUGCAUCGUGGACUCGGCUUCGGACCGCAUGAAGGCGCACCGACAAAUUGUGUCGUGGAUCCGACUUCGAGACUUUCAUCUGCUGACCGUGGGACUGACGCGGUACACGUCGGACGAGCGGUUCCAGACGGUGCACAUGCAGUUCUCGAACAACUGGGCGCUGCAAAUACGCGACGCGCAGCUCAGGGACGCCGGCCUUUACGAGUGCUUGGUCAACUCGGACCCGCCACUUCGACAGGUCGUCUCGCUGCGUGUUGUCAUACCCAAGGCCAGCAUCCUAGGCGGCCCUGACUUGCACGUCGAAGCUGGCUCGGCGCUCAAUCUGACGUGCAGCAUCAGCGAGAGCCCCGAGGCGCCGGCGUUCGUCUUCUGGUACCACCAGGGACGCCUGAUCAACUUCGAGCGCGGCGGCCGCGUCAGCGUGGCCAAGGGUCCCAACGGCACGGCCGUGUCGCGCCUCCUGCUGCCAGCCGUGGACGCCGUGGACUCGGGCAACUACACUUGCAAGCCCGCCAACGCCAACGCCACCUGGGUGCUCGUUCACGUUCUCGAGAGCCACCGGCGGCUGGCCGCCGUGCAGAACGACGCCGGCGGCAUGGCGCUCACGGCGGCCGCGACGCCGCACUGCGCAGCCGCCUGCUCGCUGCUGCCACUGCUCGUGUCGCUGCUUGUGCAGUGGCUGCUGGCGUGCGCCCACCACUGCGGUUCCAGGUGACCAGCCGCGGUGGAGACGCAGACUCUGUAAAUAACGCGGUUCACGGCAUACCACGCCCGGUUCCCGCUCGUCAACAGU